AUGGAAUACAGAUGGGAGCUGGGUAUGGAUGAAAGCCUUUUCUUGCACCUCGAUCGUCAGCAGGCCACGUUUGAGCUUCACCUGCAGUACCGCAUGAACAGAGAGAUGAUGAAGCUGAGCAACAGUUUGGUGUACGAGGGUCGUCUACAGUGUGGGAGUGAGGCAGUGGCUACCCAGGCCCUCACUAUACCCCACCCACACAUGGCCUGUCAGGUGAUAGCAGGGUCUGCCUGGAUGCGGCAAGUGCUUGAUGUACAGUUGACAAGUUCUGUUGUGUUCUUAAACACUGAAAAACUGAGUGCAUCGCACAGUAAAGUCCAGGGAGGUGGAUUUAGAAAUGAGACAGAAGCCAACAUUGUGAACCAUGUCAUCAAAGGAUUUGCACAUGUGGGCAUUUCAGGCAGUGAGAUUGGAGUGAUUGCCCCUUAAAGAGGUCAGGUCCUUCACCUGAGGGAGAAGCUAGGUCAGGGUCACCAUCAGGGGUCAAGUGUAGAGGUGAACACAGUAGACCAGUACCAGGGCAGGGAUAAGGACAUCAUUAUCAUAUCGUUUGUCAUGAGCUCCAGUUGUGAAAAGGAAAAGCCCGGAGAACUCCUAAAGGACGUGCGGCGCCUCAAUGUGGCUGUGACCCGAGCCCGCUACAA
This is a messenger RNA of Dreissena polymorpha, 644 nucleotides long. RefSeq names its product DNA replication ATP-dependent helicase/nuclease DNA2-like. The transcript is spliced from 7 exons. Gene Ontology annotation, molecular function: 5'-3' DNA helicase activity. The coding region runs from base 1 to 429 and encodes 142 amino acids. Lineage: Eukaryota; Metazoa; Mollusca; Bivalvia; Myida; Dreissenidae. The record is from RefSeq and is a predicted model, not a curated record.